AUGGCCAGCGCUGCGCCCAUACAGACCCGACCUUAUCGUUCGCACAAGGUGCCCGCCUGUACUAGAUGUCGAUCCCGCAAGAUUCGCUGCCAUAUAGACAUACCGGGCGAACCAUGUCUAUCGUGCCGCGAACGACGUUUGAAAUGUCAAUACGUCGACAGUUCGACUACCAGCUCCCCCUCAGAUGAAAACGGAGACCAUAGACCGCCCAAGAGGCGGCGACUCAGCAACCCUGAAGACGGUCCAUCGCGGCCUCGUUCAGCACCAAUCCUGCACAAAACUGCAAACAAUUCGUCUGCUUCUAUCAUGUUGGCUCCCCAUCAUGCUGAGGAUGUUGAUAUUUUCAAUCGCCAUAUCCUGCAGCAUCGCAAAGCCGGAGCCGAAACAUCCGAGCCCUCCAAAUAUCAAACACUCUUUCACGAUAUCAAGGACCCGGUUGUCUAUCUUACAGUUCCAAGAUUUCGGAAGGGUUUACCACCUAACAGCGGGUGCGGAAGGGAUCAGCUCGAAAUUGUUGAACAGAUCAUAGGACCUUUCAAACGUGAAGUCGUUGAGCUGUUCAUUAACAACAUACAUUUCAACUUCCCCGUCCUGGAUCAUGAAACAUACACCACGCUACGCAAUGGCGAUUUCGAAAAGUUACCAAACAGCUUGAUGUGCGUAAUUUACGAGAUUGGCUCGCCCAUGUGGGCCAAGUCUGAUACUCUCAAGAUGCAUUUUCGUCCAGAUAUUCACUAUAUUUCGAACAAAGGCAUUUCAGCCAUACUGGAGGACUUCUUGAGCCCUGGAAUACCAACCGUUCAGGCUGCCAUACUCGACCAAAUUGCACGUCCUUCAGUCUCUAUAGUCGGGAACAUCACACUUUGUGGAAAAACAAUCUCUUUGGCUCAAACGUUUGGGCUUCACAGAAACCCUUCAAAGUGGAAUAUCACAGACAAUGAGAAAGCAGUUAGGAUACGCCUAUGGUGGUGUUGUCUCAUAACCGACCAUUGGUCUAGCGUCGCUUACGGUGCACCUCCACACAUUUCCAAAGGUUACCACGACGUUCCCAGACCGACGGUCAACUCUCUCAUUACCGCGAAGGCAACUCCUCAGCAGAGGCAAGCAGUAACGUGUUUUCUUCACCUGUGUACCUUGACUGAGCUGCUCGGAGACAUUCAUCCUUUGGUCUAUCAAAUCGAGCCUGAUCGCGCACAACUCGCUCGGGAGAUUGAGCGUCUGAAGCGCGAACUAAACGACCUCGAAGCGCAAUUACCAGGGUGGCUAUCUUUACCCAGUCGGCCGGGAUCAAGCAAUCUCUGGCUCUGUUUCUUAUCUAUCCGGCUCAUUCUUGCUCGUCUGACCUUUCGCUCAGCGGUUCUGGACAGAGACCCAAAUCUGGGGCGCGACAGGGCUGAGCAACUGCGCAUUGCCUCGUCAUCAGUUCUUGAUUUCAUUCUUUCAUUGGGUGAACCCCAGUUUCAAGACUUCUGGUUGCCGUAUGCAACACAGCUGCUCGUGCACGCCGUCACGGUGUCCCUGCGCUGCACAGUCGAGACCCAAGAUCAUGGGAUACGAAAUACUUCAGUGUUGAGGCUCGAGCAAGUGAUGACUCACAUUCAAUAUGCUCGAGAUAAUUUCGAUUGGGAUAUUGCGAAUUAUUGUCUGGAGCGGUGCUCUGAUCCCGUAUCGAAGAUUGUGGCGCUCAACGCGAGAGAGUUGCAGCCAACUGAGUUGGAACCCUCUGCCGUGAUUCCCAACAGGAGCGGUAUGGACGUUCAGCCCCUACAAAGCAUUGACGAUACAACUUUCCUUCUCUCGGAUAUAUUAGACCCAAACGCGUUCGACUUUUCAUGGGAUGCAUUAUGGGAUACCCCGUCCGGCAUGACGAAUUUCUCCAUAUAA
This is a messenger RNA of Dothidotthia symphoricarpi CBS 119687, 1884 nucleotides long. RefSeq names its product C6 transcription factor-like protein. The transcript has a single exon. Gene Ontology annotation, cellular component: nucleus. Gene Ontology annotation, molecular function: DNA-binding transcription factor activity, RNA polymerase II-specific; DNA binding; zinc ion binding. The record is from RefSeq and is a predicted model, not a curated record. NCBI's taxonomy places the organism in Eukaryota, Fungi, Ascomycota, Dothideomycetes, Pleosporales, Dothidotthiaceae. Gene Ontology annotation, biological process: DNA-templated transcription. Bases 1 to 1884 code for a protein of 627 amino acids.